GUUAUCUUAUUAUAAAACGAUGUAUUAAGUUAUAAUUAAAUAAUUCAAAUAAGUUAUAAUUAAAUCGAAUUGUAAAUAAAUAGAAAGUGAUUGACAAAUUCUUUUUCUAGUCGUAACAGUUUCUGAGAAUAUUGAGAUAAAUAUUUAGUUCAGUUGAUAUAUUUGAACGCUACCAUAUUGUGAAUUUUUCAUUUCUAAGCCAUGGCUAAGUGGGGCGAAGGAGAUCCAAGAUGGAUUGUUGAAGAAAGGCCUGAUGCUACUAAUGUAAAUAACUGGCAUUGGACGGAGAAAAAUGCUUGUUCUUGGUCCCAAGAGAAAAUAAAGGAACUAUUUACCAAUAUGAAAAUGGAAGGAGAUGAUGUUUCUUGUACAGUAGCAGAAGUAGAGAAAUGUGAAGGUGAGGCAAUGGCAAAUAAUCGAAAAGGUAAAUUAAUUUUCUUUUACGAAUGGAAUAUUGUUUUGAAAUGGAUGUCCAAUAAAAAAUCUGAUAAGAAGAUUGAGGGUAAAAUAAACAUUCCAAACCUCUCUGAGGAAAACAAUAUUUCUGAAGUAGACAUUGAAAUUACUUUGGAAGAUAGCACAGAUGAAGGUGAAGCAGUAAAACAUUUCCUACAUACAAAAGGAAAGGAAUUUAUUAGAGAUAAAUUGAAAAAAUAUGUUUCUUCCUUAAAAGAAGAAUUUACAGUUGGAAUGAUUUUACCUAAGAAAGAUAGCGUAAAAGAAAAUAUUUCAAAUAUCACUUCCGGAUUCAAUGCAAAAAUGCAAAUGAGCUCUACUAUAUUAUCAUCAAAUAAUAAAAAGGAAUUAGGCUGUAAGAUUUCAACGACGACAAUUAAGCAACAGCAGAAAUUUCAGUGUAGGGCCGAAGAAUUUUAUAAAGCUUUUAUGACAUUUGAGAUGGUUCAAGCCUUUACAAAGGGACCGGUAGUACUCGAACCAAAGAAAGAAGGAAAAUUUGAAUUGUUUGGUGGCAAUAUACAUGGUUAUUUCGUGGAUAUAACGCCAACAAGAAUUGUUCAAAGAUGGCGCUGUAAACAAUGGCCCGAAGGCCAUUUUAGCGAUGUUACUAUUGAUAUUUGCGAAAAAAGUGACCAUACCGAAGUUAAUUUAACACAAGUUGGAGUACCAGUCAGUGAGGAAGAAUCUACAAGAGAAAAUUGGGAAAGGUAUUACUGGGAUGCUAUAAAACGUACAUUUGGAUUCGGUUAUUUCAUGUGA
Messenger RNA from Eufriesea mexicana, 1218 nucleotides. Its product is annotated as activator of 90 kDa heat shock protein ATPase homolog 1. Gene Ontology annotation, molecular function: protein-folding chaperone binding; ATPase activator activity. The record is from RefSeq and is a predicted model, not a curated record. The transcript has 9 exons. Bases 202 to 1218 code for a protein of 338 amino acids. Gene Ontology annotation, cellular component: cytosol. Gene Ontology annotation, biological process: positive regulation of ATP-dependent activity; protein folding. Lineage: Eukaryota; Metazoa; Arthropoda; Insecta; Hymenoptera; Apidae.